Messenger RNA from Cornus florida, 2504 nucleotides. RefSeq names its product protein decapping 5-like. Gene Ontology annotation, cellular component: P-body. The coding region runs from base 185 to 1987 and encodes 600 amino acids. Gene Ontology annotation, molecular function: mRNA binding. The transcript is spliced from 8 exons. NCBI's taxonomy places the organism in Eukaryota, Viridiplantae, Streptophyta, Magnoliopsida, Cornales, Cornaceae. The record is from RefSeq and is a predicted model, not a curated record. Gene Ontology annotation, biological process: cytoplasmic stress granule assembly; P-body assembly.
GAAACAGAAACCCUACGACAUUUCACAACUUCAAAGCAACAUUCCUAUUCCCCUCUCCCCCCAUUUCUCUCUCUACAAGAAAGUGUCUGUUAAGUCAUUCCUCUCUCUAUCUCUGAUUUUCACUCUCUAGAAAUAGGAAGGAGUAGGGUUCAGUUCUCACUCUACAUUCGCUACUGUUUCGACCAUGGCGGCAGAGAGUUCUAGAUCUAGUUCAUCGGCCGAUUCGUACAUCGGAAGCUUGAUUAGCUUGACAUCGAAGAGUGAAAUCAGAUACGAGGGCGUCUUGUACAGCAUCAACACUGAAGAGUCCAGUAUCGGAUUGCGAGAUGUAAGAUCAUUCGGGACAGAAGGUCGUAAGAAAGAUGGUCCACAAGUUCCUCCUAGUGACAAGGUUUUUGAAUACAUACUGUUCCGUGGAAGUGACAUCAAGGAUUUACAGGUUAAAUCUUCUCCACCUGUUCAGACUACAUCAGCGAUAAACAGUGACCCAGCUAUUAUUCAGUCUCACUAUCCUCAUCCAGCUUCCACAUCCUCAAGCUUGCCUUAUGCAGUUAGUGGGUCUCUGACAGAUCUUAAUUCCCAGACUUCACAGUUAGGACACCCAGUUUCAACUUUCCAAGGUGGUCUGCCUUUAUAUCAACCUGGAGGGAACCUGGGUUCAUGGGGACCUUCUCCUCCUCCUCCAAGUGCAAAUGGUAGUGGUCUUGCUAUGCCAAUGUAUUGGCAAGGAUACUAUGGCCCUCCAAAUGGUCUUCCUCACUUGCACCAGCAGCCUCUGCUUCGGCCACCACCUGGGCUGUCAAUCCCUCCUCCCAUGCAGCAACCAAUGCAGUAUCCUGGAUUUAACGCAUCUUUGCCAACUGGAACCUCAAUGUUGCCAGGUUCAAACUUGCCAGAAUAUCCUUCUCCUUUAAAUCCUGCCUCUACCAGUUCUAUUAACUUUGUAUCUACUUCUUUACCACCUUUAACCUUACCAUCAACUCUUCCUCCUGCCUCAUCUGUUAAGCUAGCUCUUGAGACAUUACCGAAUGUUAUGCCAAACGAGACUCCUAUUUCUGCUCUUCCUACAGUAACACCAAGUGCUAGCUUGCCAUCAUUGUCUCAUUUGACCACUUCAAGUCCAGGUAUAAGUGCUAUUGUUCCACCAAUCUCUAACAAGUCCAAUGCAAUUUCUAAUCCAUCCUUGCUGUUUCAAACUAUGCCUCAACCAAUGUCCUCUGUUGUUGGGACAUCCAGUUCAAGUCACACAGAAUCACCGACACCUUCACUUAUAACCCCCGGUCAGUUGUUGCAGUCUGGACCAGCUGCAAUUUCUCCCUCUCAGGCUUCACAAAUGGCUCAUAAAGAUGUGGAGGUGGUUCAAGUGUCAUCAUCAUCAUCAGAACCAUCAGCACCGGUUAGAACAGAAGCUCAGCCACCGAUAUUGCCAUUACCACAACCUUCACGUGCCAGUCAAAAGCCGAAUGGACCUCCUUUUCAAACUCGCCACAGCUACAGGGGGCGUGAAAGGGGAAGAGGAACCUGGAGUUCACGUCCAGUGACAAAAUUUACAGAAGAUUUUGAUUUUAUCGCAAUGAAUGAAAAAUUCAAGAAGGAUGAAGUAUGGGGUCAUCUUGGCAAAAGUAACAGAUCUCAUUCAAAGGACAAAGAAGGGGAUGGAAAAGGAAGUGACGUAGAUGAUUCUCAAGAUGAAGAGGAUGCUGAAUCAUCAAAGGUUGAGAUGAAGCCUGUUUACAAUAAGGACGAUUUUUUUGAUUCCCUUUCUUGCAAUGCACUUGAUCAUGAAUCUAAUAAUGGUAGAACUAGGUUUUCUGAGCAAAUGAAGAUCGACACAGAGGUAGCUGAAUAUCCCGGGAUGGAGAACUUGAAAAUUGAUGUUCGUUAUUGCUGCUGGUUGGCUGGUGGCAUCUGUGUGGGCACCCUGAAUAGCCUCGUGGUUAUUGUUCGAUUGCUGCCUAAAGUCUGCUUGUACCACUUUUACGUCUGAUUGCUGUGUUUGCAGAAACCGAACAAUUGCUCUACUUUUUCAACUUGAAUACACUCAUUGGGGAUUCCAAUUGCUUAGUAUGUGAACUUGCACUUGGAUUCUGGUCUUGGGCUAGAAAAAUGUUGUCGUGGCGCGGUACUGCAAUGGUCAAUUCUGGAGAGGAAGAUGCAGGAACAUAGGACGGGAGCAAGUCGGGUCCUUUCGAAGCGACAAGGCAACCUGCAACCUGAAGCUUAUCUUUUUUGUUUGUCAUUCCCUUAGAUGCUACUAGAGUAAAGGGAAUUUUUUUUGGAACCACAGCUCUAGAACAAACUGAAUGUUUCACUCAAGACCAAGGGUCUCGGCCUCUAAUCAUGUCCGUUGAUGUUUUGGAACUAUUUUAUUCUUGACUCUAAAACUCUUUAUGGUGUGGAUACAAAAAUUGGAGUUGUCUUAAAAUCAAGAGCACACCCUUCUCUACCUUUUCUGCCAUCAACCAUCUUAUAUUAGAUGUAUAAUAUGGUACAAUUUUUUUUUA